Molecule: messenger RNA, 1136 nt
Organism: Halichondria panicea
Lineage: Eukaryota; Metazoa; Porifera; Demospongiae; Suberitida; Halichondriidae
Product: nucleolar protein 8-like
Exons: 1
Coding region: 50-994 (314 amino acids)
Source: RefSeq, a predicted model, not a curated record
UCUUUUCCUCUAUUGUAGCCUCCACCCACAUGGCAAAGAUAUAAAAAUCAUGUCCAAAAACAGAAAGCUAUCGAAGAAGGAACGUUCUAACGCUCUGAGACUCGCUGCAUUACAGGAGAGGAAACAUUCACAAGGACCAUCUCUCAAGAUACCGGAGACCCCCGGCCUGAGGCCGUCCAACCACACUUUGUUCACUGAUGACAGGCCUGAGAAGUUGACUUUGUUUGAGAGCAAUGAUAUCGAUAGUGAUGAUGAGGUCGUGUUUGGAGAACGCUUCCAGGGGACCGGCGGAGAGAAGCUGUUGCAGUUACAGAGAAGUAUUGGUUUGGAUCAACGCUUUAGACUAGACGAUAAGUUUAUGGACGACCCUACAAGCGACGACCCUGCAAUCGAUGAGGAGGCUAUGAAAAGCACCGAUAAUGAAAGAAGUCGAUCGCUAGCUGUCCUGGACUCUUUGCUUGGACCGUCUGUUGUGUCUCGAGUAACUAAGCCUGAUGUUGUGAUCCCACCUCGCUAUGACCCCCUCUCUACCACACACAUGCUUCACGAACAAUCGAGAGCAGCCAUAACAGAUAAGGAGGAAUCUAGUUUGAGUGAGAGUGAUGGGGAGCAGUCCAACACACGACCCACAGUCAGUGGUGAUACCUUCUAUAGCAUCAACACAGACCUACACGGAUUGUUUGCUGCAGAAGAUCAGGGCUUUAAUUUCCUGGGACCGGAGUCAGAAAGUGAACACGAAUCUGUUGAAGAAGAGAUAGUGGAAGAGGUGCAGCGUCCAAUCAAAGUCGAGUGUGAUGAUAUGGAGGUUAGAAAAGAUGAGAGGAUGUUCUUCCACCAUUCUGGCGAGGUUCCUAGUCAUACGUUUUAUCGUCUUGAGUCACUUAGGUGUCUUGAAGAAGGAUGGCCCGAGAGGAGAGCUGCUUUCAAGCAAGCCUUUAGGAAGAGGCACAGAGAUGCAUCUAAGACUGUCUCCAAGUUUAGAAAACACUUGUAAUUAUUUUAUAAUUAUUACCAGGAGUGUUAUUACAGAAUCCUAUUAGUUAAGUUUUUUACUCUCAAAUGUCAUGCUUGUAUUGUACAAUUAAAUGUUCAUUAAAUUUGCAUAACGUUAAUAUAUUAUUGACUUCCAUGAUAAA